Messenger RNA from Cetraspora pellucida, 484 nucleotides. Lineage: Eukaryota; Fungi; Glomeromycota; Glomeromycetes; Diversisporales; Gigasporaceae. The record is from the annotation of a GenBank genome assembly.
AUGACUACUAUCAUUAAUCAUAACAAUUACUUCGAAUCAUACACUCAUUUGAUUGUAUUGCUUUUUGUCUAUUGGAUAAAGGCCACAAAUAUUAAAGAAAUAGGUAGAGGUGGAUUUUCCGUAGUAUAUAAAACGUCAUAUGAAACAUAUGAAGAAGUUGCAAUCAAGAUAAUAAAAGAUUCGCAUAAAAAUAAAAAACCAUUUUUAAACGAGUUAAAGGCGUAUCGUGAACUUGCUAAAUACUAUGGCAUAUCAAUGGAUAAAAAUACAGGAGACUUUAUUUUAGUAUUAAAUUACGCAAAAUUUGGGUCAUUAUGUGAAAAUCUUAAAGAUGUAUUUAAAUUAGAGUGGAAAAUUAAACUAAAGAUGUUAUGCGAUAUUGCUAAUGAUCUAUCAAAUAUCCAUUCUAAAAACUUUAUACAUCGAGAUUUACAUCCUGGUAAUAUUUUAUUAAAAGAACGAUAUGAAGCUUACAUUGAUUCAG